Molecule: messenger RNA, 1962 nt
Organism: Hansenula ciferrii
Lineage: Eukaryota; Fungi; Ascomycota; Saccharomycetes; Phaffomycetales; Wickerhamomycetaceae
Product: serine/threonine-protein kinase
Exons: 1
Coding region: 1-1962 (653 amino acids)
Biological process (GO): protein phosphorylation
Molecular function (GO): protein serine/threonine kinase activity; ATP binding
Source: RefSeq, a predicted model, not a curated record
AUGAUGUCCUCAUGGAAAUUCACAAAGAAACUGAAAGAUUUUUCAAGAUCUAAAUCUCCAGCUGCUUCUCCUUCUCCUUCUCCUUCAACUUCCAAUCAAAAAGAAUCUUCAAAUUCAUUGGAUUUACCUUCAGCGGAAACAAAACAUUCAAAUGAAUUAGAUAGAAGAAGUACUGUCACUCCUGAUACAAUAAAUCAACAUUUAAAAGUGGAUUCAAAUAAUAAUGGUGCUAAUGGUGGUACCACUGAUGCUUUAAAAUCUUCAAAUUCAAGUUCUCAUACCGUUACUUCAAAUAAUAAAUCUUCAAAUUCUUUAAAUCAACAAGUACAACAACAAGAAAUACCUGAAAAUAAUAAUUUCUUUAAACCUGGUUUAUUAACUUUGAAAAUAUAUAAUGGGAAUAAUUUUAAAAUCCCAUUUGAUAUAAAUAAUGAUAAAUCUAUAUUAUCAAAAUUAAAUCAAAAUAAUGAUCAAAAACAAAAUACUGAUUUAUUAAUUUCAAAAUUAAAUCAAUUAAAUUUAAAUGAUGAAAAAAUUCCAAGUGAAUUUUCAAAUGAAUUAAUACCUGCUUCUAUUAAAAUCCCACCUUCAAAUAAUAAAACUCCAUUAAUUUAUUUUACAUUAGAAUUUGAUAAAACAAUUAUAUCAAUUGAACCUGAAUUUGGUUCUAUCAAAAAACCUUAUUUUAAUAAAGUUUCAAAUUUUGAUGUAACAAAAAUUUCAAAUGAAUUAAAAUUUCAAAUUUUUCUUAAAAUUCCAAAAAUUUUAAGUGGUUUAGAUACUGAAGAUAUCUUAAUAAGUUCUACAAUUUUACCAUUAAAUUUUACCAAGACAUAUAAUACUCCAAUUAGAAUUAAAAAUCAUGAAGUUUUAAAAUUUAAUAAUGAUUACCCAGAAUGGUCUGAACAAUUUAAUGGUGAUUUAAUUAUAUCAAUAGAUUUUAAACCAAAUGAAAAUAAACAUUUAACAAUUGAUGAUUUUGAUUUAUUAAAAGUUAUUGGUAAAGGCUCAUUUGGUAAAGUUAUGCAAGUUCGUAAAAAAGAUUCCCAAAAAAUUUAUGCAUUAAAAGCUAUAAGAAAAUCUCACAUUGUUUCAAAAUCUGAAGUUACUCAUACUUUAGCUGAAAGAACUGUUUUAGCUCAAAUUGAUAAUCCAUUUAUUGUUCCAUUAAAAUUUUCAUUCCAAUCACCUGAAAAAUUAUAUUUUGUAUUAAAUUUUAUUAAUGGUGGUGAAUUAUUUUAUCAUUUACAAAAAGAAGGUAGAUUUGAAUUAUCAAGAGCAAGAUUUUAUACAUGUGAAUUAUUAAUUGCAUUAGAAUGUCUGCAUUCUUUUAAUAUAAUUUAUAGAGAUUUAAAACCUGAAAAUAUCUUGUUAGAUUAUAAAGGUCAUAUCGCUCUUUGUGAUUUUGGUCUUUGUAAAUUAAAUAUGAAAAAUGAUGAUAAAACUUCAACUUUUUGUGGUACUCCAGAAUAUUUAGCUCCAGAAUUAUUAUUAGGUCAAGGUUAUACUAAAAAUGUUGAUUGGUGGACUUUAGGUGUAUUAUUAUAUGAAAUGUUGACAGGUCUGCCACCAUAUUAUGAUGAAGAUGUACCAACAAUGUACAGAAAAAUCAUGACAAAUCCAUUAAAAUUCCCAGAAAAUUUUGAUAAAGAUUGUAAAGAUUUAUUAAUUCAUCUUUUAAAUAGAGAUCCAACAAAAAGAUUAGGUUGUAAUGGUUCAGAAGAAAUUAAAAAACAUAAAUUUUUCUCUAAAAUUGAUUGGAAAAAAUUAUAUGAUAAAAAUUAUUUACCACCUUUUAAACCUCCAGUUAUUGAUUCAUUUGAUACAUCAAAUUUUGAUCAAGAAUUUACAAAAGAAAAACCUGUUGAUUCUGUAUUAAAUGAUUAUUUAAGUGAUUCUGUUCAAAAACAAUUUGGUGGUUGGACUUAUGUUGGUACUGAACAAUUAGGUCAAAGUAGAUAA